CAUUUUAGUCAAUGUAUUCUUCCUUUCCCCAUUCUCCUUAAUGUCAGUUAGACUAUUGUUAAGGGAGUUUGUGAUCGCCAAACCUCAGAGGCCUUUCGCUCUGGGAUUACGCGACUUUUCUACAAGAAAUUGCUUGUCCCACGCGCAUCAUGAUCAUUCUCAUGGUGAAGAAGAGGAGUCGAUUCUUUUCGCCGAAACGCUUAAGAAAAAUCCUCGUUCAGAAGAAGUCCGUUUGACAUGGUUAGGCCUUUAUAGCAAUGUCGCGCUUGCAAUAGGCAAAGGCCUUGGAGGAAUUCUUUUCCAUUCCAAUGUUUUGAUGGCUGAUGCGGCACAUCAAUUAGGAGACACUUUGUCGGACAUAGUUACUUUAUUUAGUCUCAGAUUUUGUCGAAAAAAACCUACAAAGCGUUUUCCUCUCGGUUUUGGUAAGUUUGAAAUGCUUGGCAGCUUAGGUGUUUCCGGAAUGCUUCUUGGAACAGCCUCUAUUAUUGCACUUUCUUCCGUCAACAAUUUAUAUGCACAACUGUCAACGAAUCCUGUUGUAACAGAGAACCUUCAUCUUUUGACAGAUGCCCAUUCACAUUCUCACACUGCGUCCGUUAUGACACAUCCCGUUCUCACUGUAUCGCUCGCUUUUGCCAGCGUAGUUGUUAAGGAAUGGCUUUUCCAGAAAACUUCUAAAUUGGCCAAGAAAACGGAGUCCAACGUGCUUGCGGCGAAUGCCUGGCAUCAUCGUGCUGAUGCCAUGACUAGUGUGGUGGCUUUAAUUACCCUCGUAGGCACUCAAAUUUGUCAUGCUCCUUGGCUAGAUCCGGCAGCUGGAUGCCUAGUCAGCUUAUUCGUGUUUAAAGCUGGUCUUGCGUCAACAAAGAAUGCAACUGCUCGACUCCUGGACUGUGCUCCUUCAGAGGUUGUUCAGGGUAAAGUUCGUUCAUGCGUUCAAGCAUACGACAAGUUUCCUUGCACAGUUUUGGCCGUUACCGGAAACGCAUACGGCGUUCAUGUGUCUGUGAACGUGCCCUCAAACAUCGACUUUACUGAAGCGUGUCAGACGGCAGACCAACUUCGUCAGAACAUACUGUCUGCUAUCCCAACUCUGGUAGCCUGUCAAGUAACUCCAUUGGUUGAGGGCUGCAAGCAAUACGAGCACUGGAAGGACGUCUUUCCGCCCGAAGAGGAGCACAGCCAUCAUCAUUAGCAUGACUGGGGAGCACAAAUUGCAACACGCCAGCGAUACUACUUGCACCACCUACACACAAAGCACUUACGCCUUUCUACAAACCGAAGUGAAUUAUGUUUUUUGAUACUUAAAUUCGUCGUCCUGUGAUAGGACGACAUUCGGUAACUGACAAUGGCCGUUCACUGAUCAGUUACCUUAAAACAUUCUCAACGUGCAUUCCUCAUGCCCUCCCAAGAAACACAAAACUAAUAAUUUUUGAACGAUCAGGGAAACGGAAGUAAAAGCUCGACAUAUGCGGACCGUAAACAACUAUAUGUACAAACUCGCGAAUAUCCCUGUCUUAAAUGAGUUCCGAAACGCUCCAGUCCUCAUAACUACCGUCAGGCAAGUAGCGACGAACAAGCAGAGGAAUCUUUUUUUGGGCAAGCUCUUUCAUAGCAAUUUGUAAAGGAUCUGUUUCGCCUUCCAAAUCAACUAAAACGGGAGCAUUCAUACUAGUACAAGUUAGGUAUUGAAGGACAUGUGAGCGUGAUGAAACGAAGGGAAGACGAAAAUGCUGAAUAUCAAAGAUCAGUGAAUCAAACCCACUUUUCUUCUUCAUUUUUUCUCCUCAUCCUUCUCCUCCGAUAAACUUACCUGAUUUGAAGAGCACGAGUACCAAGAAUACGAGCACGCUCAUAUUUUGUCAUAUAAGGAGUCGUCCGUCUAUCAGCUCCUGUGAUAGCUUUUGCGGAGGUGCCACUGCUAGAAGCAGCUGCAGCUGCCGCUGCUGCAACGUCUCCGCUGACCACAACGUUCGAUCGGUUUGCGGCGUCCUCGGUUCCUGCUGCUGCUGUCUCAGUCACCUCUACGUCCUCAACCUCUUCCUCCAUAUAGUUGCCUUCGGCUCCGUAAGCGUCAUCCUCCUCGUAGUCCGACAUGUUUGUUUACGUUGUGUAGUGCUGGUUCUGCGUGUGCAAGAGCUUCGAACUUUCCAAGGUGUUGAGGUUGUGGUGGAGAGCUGGAAACGAAUAGAAACAGGGUCAACGCAACAUAACACAUUCUUUGCUUAAAUGAGGAUUUUUGAGUCUUACAGCUCGACAGUUAUGUUUGUUAGAAUUUUCCGUUCCUUUUAAUAUGUAACAUGUCUAUAUUUCAUGCUGUUUUAUUUUUUAAGCCCCGCAACACUUUGAAAUCGCAGAUCCCCCGCGCGGGAAGCGCAACGGCCUUUAUAACUGGGGUAGAAAGCUUUCGCUUCCGGCAAACCACAAUAACUUGUCGAAAGCCAUUCC
Molecule: messenger RNA, 2451 nt
Organism: Schizosaccharomyces japonicus yFS275
Lineage: Eukaryota; Fungi; Ascomycota; Schizosaccharomycetes; Schizosaccharomycetales; Schizosaccharomycetaceae
Product: iron ion transporter
Exons: 4
Coding region: 41-1198 (385 amino acids)
Biological process (GO): intracellular monoatomic cation homeostasis; inorganic ion homeostasis; monoatomic cation transport
Cellular component (GO): membrane; mitochondrion
Molecular function (GO): monoatomic cation transmembrane transporter activity
Source: RefSeq, a predicted model, not a curated record